This is a messenger RNA of Prorocentrum cordatum, 857 nucleotides long. The record is from the annotation of a GenBank genome assembly. Lineage: Eukaryota; Dinophyceae; Prorocentrales; Prorocentraceae.
GCCAGGACGAGAAGCGUGCAGCUGACCUCGCCCUCGUGGAGGCUCAGGAAGCAGCUCGGCGAGCUGAGGGGGCGCUGGCGGAGCGAGAGCUGGCCGUCGCCAAGCUGGAGGAGGAGCUUCGCAGCCUGUCCAGCCAGCCCAUGCUGGUGAACUCCGCGCCGCCGCCGCCGUUGCAGCCAGUGUUCACAGUGUUCACCUCGAAGCUGGCGGACGCCCUGGCAGGGCCUGAUGCGCCUGCGGCUCAUGCAGCGGGGCAGGAAGAGCCAGAGCCCAAGCGUGCCAUGGUCGGCGAGGCUGCGGCUGCCUGGGACGUCGACGGCAUGGAGAUCGGCGCGUUGCGGCAGAGCGCGGGUGUGUUCGUGGGCGCCCAGGCCGAGGGUGAGUCCGUCAGGUGGGCAGCGGACUUCGAGCAGUCGGAGAGUUUGCCGCGCCAGACAGAGCUGAUCCUGGCCACCUACAACGGGAAUGCGUGGUCUACUUCGCAGUCUUUCAUGGAGUGGCUCGUGCUUGGCAAAGGCCUCCAGUCUGGCGUUCUUUUUCUUCGAGAGCAUCGUCUUUGUGUAGGGGCGCAGCUGAAGAGUGCCCAGGGUUGGGUUAAUGCGAGGGGCUUUCGCGUUCUAGCUCACAGCUGCGCGGUCACAGGGGCGACGGCCACCUCGACAUCCUGCGGGGUUGGCAUUGCCAGCCCCAGUCAUCUAGCCGGCGUCCCCUUCGAGCCCAAGGGAGAGCGCGCGAAGUCCAGGAUUUUCUUUCAGCGGACUAUGAUCGGCAGCAUGCAGAUCUUGUUCGCUUCCUUCUACGGCACCACCAGCGUCGGUCAGUCGGGCAACGUCGACCUCUCGGUCUCGCUGAUCCAG